Solanum pennellii is the source of this 3440-nucleotide messenger RNA. Its product is annotated as probable inactive ATP-dependent zinc metalloprotease FTSHI 4, chloroplastic. The record is from RefSeq and is a predicted model, not a curated record. Gene Ontology annotation, cellular component: chloroplast thylakoid. Gene Ontology annotation, molecular function: ATP-dependent peptidase activity; ATP hydrolysis activity; metalloendopeptidase activity. NCBI's taxonomy places the organism in Eukaryota, Viridiplantae, Streptophyta, Magnoliopsida, Solanales, Solanaceae. Gene Ontology annotation, biological process: proteolysis. The coding region runs from base 198 to 2732 and encodes 844 amino acids. The transcript has 17 exons.
CCAAAUACAAAAUUCAAGUAGACAUACCCAAAAAAUAAAUUAAUUGCUGGCCCAAAACUAAUAGUAAAUAUUUUUUCAUGAAAAUAAAAGAUUGAAAUACAAAUUGAUGAAAAUGGAGUUGUAUUUCACUUGGGAUAUUCACACGAUUGAGAAGAAGAAAAGAUAAGAGAAGAGGACGGAUGAGCUAAUCGAAGAAGAUGACAUCCAAUAUUCAUUUACUAAAACCCUCUUUCUCUCCUCCUAAAACCCUACCCACAUACUACUCUUCAUCUCCAUUCACCGCUUUCAAUUUCCACCUAAAACCUCGCCGGAAUUCCCUCUAUAUUGGUUCAAAGCCUUUCAAUGUCCACCUCUGUAAAGCUGCUGCAUCCCCUUCCAGUUCCAAUUCUAACUCUGCUGGUGAUGAAACUGAAUCAGCUCAGCAGCUGUUUGAGAAAUUGAAGGAGGCAGAGCGUGAACGGAUAAAUAAUUUAGAGGAGUUUGAAAGAAAGGCAAAUGUUCAAUUAGAGAGGCAGCUUGUGCUGGCUUCAGAAUGGAGUAGGAAAUUGCUGGCCAUGCAGGGAAAGCUGAAGGGGACAGAGUGGGAUCCUGAAAAUUCUCAUAGGAUAGACUACAGUGAAUUCCAAAACCUUCUGAAUGCAAACAAUGUGCAGUUUAUGGAGUAUUCAAACUAUGGGCAGACAGUUUCAGUGAUUCUGCCAUAUUACAAGGACGGAAAAACAAAUCGUUCAGGAGGGGACACUAAAAAAGAAAUUGUUUUCAAGCGUCAUGUCGUUGACCGGAUGCCAAUAGAUAGAUGGAAUGAUGUUUGGAGGAAGUUGCAUCAACAACUUGUAAAUGUUGAUGUGUAUAAUGUGAAUAACAUCCCUGCUGAAGUUUAUUCUACUGUCGCGACAGCAGUUGUGUGGUCUAUGCGGCUGGCACUUUCAGUUCUAUUGUACAUUUGGAUUGAUAAUAAGAUGAGACCAAUUUAUUCAAAACUAAUACCUUGCGAUUUGGGCAGCCCUCCCAAAAAGAUAAAAGAGCCACUCAAGCAGCGUGCCCUUGGUUCAUUAGGAAAAAGCCGUGCAAAAUUCAUAUCAGCAGAAGAAAAGACUGGUAUAACUUUUGAUGAUUUUGCUGGCCAAGAAUAUAUUAAGAGAGAACUUCAAGAGAUUGUUCGAAUAUUGAGGAAUGAAGAAGAGUUUCAAGACAAAGGGAUUUAUUGCCCAAAAGGUGUGCUUCUCCAUGGUCCUCCUGGAACUGGCAAAACACUUCUGGCAAAAGCUAUAGCUGGAGAAGCAGGAUUACCUUUUUUUGCUGCUAAUGGUACUGAUUUUGUUGAGAUGUUUGUUGGCGUGGCUGCUUCACGUGUGAAGGAUCUCUUUUCCAGUGCCAGGUCAUUUGCUCCUUCUAUUAUUUUCAUUGACGAGAUAGACGCAAUUGGCAGCAAACGCGGUGGACCAGAUAUUGGUGGGGGUGGUGCAGAGAGGGAACAAGGGCUUCUUCAGAUACUGACAGAAAUGGAUGGAUUUAAAGUGUCAACAUCACAGGUCUUAGUUAUUGGUGCAACCAAUAGAUUGGAUAUUCUUGAUCCUGCCCUGCUGCGAAAGGGUCGUUUUGACAAGAUUAUUAGGGUUGGUUUGCCCUCAAAAGACGGUAGAUUGGCCAUAUUGAAGGUGCAUGCUCGGAACAAAUUUUUCCGGUCAGAAGGGGAAAAGGACACUCUAUUGCAGGAAAUUGCAGAGCAAACAGAAGAUUUUACUGGAGCAGAACUUCAAAAUAUAUUGAAUGAAGCUGGAAUUUUGACCGCAAGGAAAGACUUGGACUAUAUAGGACGAGAUGAACUCCUUGAGGCAUUAAAGAGGCAAAAAGGCACAUUUGAAACGGGUCAAGAAGAUAGUACUGAGGUCCCUGAGGAGUUAACACUAAGACUAGCUUAUAGAGAAGCUGCUGUUGCAGUUCUUGCUUGUUACCUUCCAGAUCCCUACCGACCAUUCACUGAGACGGACAUCAAAUCCAUUCGUAGUCAGCCCAAUAUGCAAUUUGUGGAGAUUGGAGGCAGAGUGUUUAAAAGGAAAGCAGAUUACGUGAACUCAAUAGUCCGUGCAUGUGCUCCCAGAGUAAUUGAGGAAGAAAUGUUUGGAGUUGACAAUCUAUGCUGGAUCUCUGCAAAAGCAACUUUAGAAGCUUCCAGGCUUGCAGAAUUUUUGAUACUGCAGACAGGGUUGACUGCCUUGGGAAAGGCUUAUUACAGAUACCAGAGAGAUCUCUUACCAAAUCUCCCUGCUAAAAUUGAAGCACUAAGAGAUGAGUACAUGCGAUAUGCCGUGGAGAAAUGCUUAUCUAUUCUUAAGGAGAACCACGAUGCUGUAGAGACAAUUACAGAUGUGUUACUUGAGAGAGGAGAGAUCAAAGCCGAUGAAAUUUGGAGCAUAUACAAAAGCUCACCCAAAAGUCCUCAGCCUACUGUGAGUCCCAUCGAUGAAUAUGGAUCCCUUUUAUAUGCUGGACGGUGGGGAAUCCAUGGAGUUUCACUUCCAGGGAGGGUGACGUUUGCACCUGGAAAUGUUGGAUUUGCAACUUUUGGUGCACCUCGACCUAUGGAGACCCAGAUAGUUAGUGAUGAAACAUGGAAGCUAAUAGAUGGCAUAUGGGACAAAAGGGUCGAGGAAAUGAAAGCUGCUGUAUCACUAGAAACUGAAGAAGACAAGGAGAAGCCAAAACUUCUGAUGGCCAGUCAUUUCCUAUAGAUCCAAGUAUUCGAUACAGGCAGGAUGCUGCACUCUUCAAUCAUUGUUUGUUCUAGAUAUAAGGAUCCAAACACUCACAUUACUCGGAGAAGCAUUUUGACAUCAGUAGCAUAUUCAGGUAUUUUGAGAUCAGAGCUAAACUCCGGCUAUGCUAGAGGAUUGGAUGGUGAUAAAUUGUAUCGAUGAUGCUAGCCUUAAACAUUAGCCAAACUGCUUUGGGAAAUGCUGAGCUGAAAAUUAACAUCCCCAGUAGCACAAGGAGCAGGUGCUCAAGAGGGGUGAAUAACCUAUUCUAGAUGAUGGGUUACAACUUACAAGGUGCCCUUUUAGUCCAGUCAGUCAGAUCAACUUACCUGGGUCCCAAGCAGGUUUCGGAAGGUGCCUAUUAGUGAAAUUUUGUAAAUUAUUCCCCUACACCAGCUCGAACCCCCUUCUCUAUCCAUUAAAGUCCCAUCCAGAAUUUUGUAAUAUCUGGAGAUUCAACUUCCUCUGUUUCAGAAUACUGUUGCAGGGAUGUUAUAGUGAUGAUCUUAUUGUCAUAUUUAAUAUUUGGGAACUUAUAGUUUUGCUGUAUUCUGAACUCAGAUUCAUUGUUAUCUGUCAUCAACUAGCACGAUUAAAUUUGAUACUUACUAUUGUCUGCCUGUAUUUGUUUCACACAGCAGACAUGCAUAAAAUGGAAUAGUUGCCCUUAAUUUUGGGUAGAAA